Molecule: messenger RNA, 13537 nt
Organism: Podarcis lilfordi (Lilford's wall lizard)
Lineage: Eukaryota; Metazoa; Chordata; Lepidosauria; Squamata; Lacertidae
Source: the annotation of a GenBank genome assembly
GUGGCAGCGACGGGUGUGGAAAGAAGCAGCCAGGGCCAGCCGAGCCUGGCGAAGGCGCUGCGCUGGAAGCGUGCUGGGGGCGGGGGCCUCUCACGGCGGAGCCGCUGGUGGGCGGGGCGCUGGGGGCGGGUAUUGGUCACGUGAGGCUAGCGCGAGCAGGGACCGUUGUCCGCGGCGCCGCCCCCUCCCCAUCGGCAGUCGCGGGUUGCCAGCCGUUGCGCAGCGCCUUUCCGCUUCUUCGCCUCGCGCUGUCUGAGCGCGGCGCCUUCUUCGCGUCCCCAUGGCGACCGGGCGGCCUUUCGAGGUGGUGGUGUUCGGGGCGUCGGGCUUCACGGGGCAGUACGUGGUCCAGGAGGUGGCGCGGGUGGCCGGCGAGGAUGAGCUGCGAGGCUCGCUGCGCUGGGCCGUGGCCGGCAGGAACCGAGAGAAGCUGCAGGCGGCGGUCGAUAAGGCGGCCGAGAAGCUGGGUAAGGGAGCGGGCGAGUGGGGGGUGGUUUGCUCUGCUUGGCCCAAGGGCUGCUGCUUCUUUCCCUCAAAAUGAGUAGCCCCGGACUCUGAGCUUAGCCUGAUUACGUGUCUCCAGGGUGGUGGAAGGGAGCGAGCGAUAAGGGCAUGUCCAAAGUCCUAGUGCAGGCGUGUCCAAAGUCCGUUUCGGGGGCCUAAUCCGGUCCGCCGGUCGGUUUAAUCCGGCCCCUGUGGCAGUUUAUUUCUUGGGGUGAAAUCCAGAAAAACCUUAACAACUCCAACCCUAAAAAAAAGCUCAAGGACUUUGGGGUAAAAUCAUAAAAAAGCUCAGCAACUUCAACCCUAAAAAAAAAACUUUGGUUGGCCCUUAUGGCCCUUCACUUCAUCAGAUCUGGCCCUCUUUGAAAAUAGUUUGGACACCACUGGGGGUAGGCUGCUCACUGCAAAACGGCCAGGUUGCCCAUGUCAGCAGCCUGUCAGGUGCCAGGAAGAGCCCUGCUAGACCAGACGGAAGGACUACCUAGUCUGGCUGCAUCUUGUUUCUCUGCAGUGGCCGGACAGGUGACUGCAGAAGCCCACAAGCAUAGAGCCAUGACAUUCAGCUGUCAGGACCAGAACCGUAGCUAGGUGAUCUUGCGCCCCUGGCAGAACCAUUCAGAUUGCGCCCCCUAGCCAUGGACAAAUUAGCUCUUCUUUUCACCUCUCCUCCAACCCCAACCCCCAAAUUCAAUUCACUCUCUAUUUAAAACCAUUUCCUAUGAGGCAAUAAUCAAUAUUUGUAUUUAUGGACAUAUUUUUAGCUGGUUUUGCACCCUCCCAUCACCUGCGCCCCUGGCGGGGGCCCACCUCACCACCCCCUUGCUAUGGCCCUGGUCAUGACCAGUAGUUGCUGAUAGACAGGAUGGGCCCAUGCAGGAUAGGCCUAAUUCUCUUUUGGAGCUAUGUGAACGAGUGGUGGUUCCUCCCAUCUUACUGAUCCAGGGCAGGUGAGUGAGUAGGGAGCAUAUCACUGUGCAGCCGUCCUCUCCCGAGUUCAAGCAAGCAGGAGGAUUUCCAUCCCAUUUAAGGGCAGGGGUGAUGAUAGCAGACUAUUACAAAUCUGAUCUAGAUAAUAACCCUUCCAAGUCCAAAGGGCUUUACAGUUUUUAUUGUGCUUAUUCUCACAGCAACUUUAGCUGGGAAGUUGCCAUUGUUUGCAGAAGGGAAUUGGCAGGGCGACCCUAACCCCCAACAAAGAGGCCUGUGUAUCUCCUGUGUAAAUUAAGCUGUUUCCUAACUGCUUCUAGCAGGGGUGUGGGCAGGGUAAGCCUUACUCUUAGAUUUUUGUGGAGUGAAUUAGUUGCACCUUUAUUUUUUGGUGCUGCAAGUUACACUGAGCUCAAGCUCCAAGCUCUAUGAACGAGACCAAAUGACUUAGGAUGCUUUGCAAUUUUCCACCCUUAACCACACUCCUUUGUGCCUUCCAUGCCAGCUUUCCUUACUCUAGCAUAGCUUUCUCAGCCUAUGUAAAUUGUUACUCCAGGGUAAGCCCAUCAGGCUAUAGGAAAGGAAGAGAUGGGACUGCACAGUGUUCUCAUCAGUUCCUAAAUAAACAGCAACUUCCCUCCCCCAACUGUCUGUCAGGCUGUGAGAGAGAGGGGGAAAUGUAACUGCAGAUGCUCUCCAUCAGCUCUGCUGAAAGAACAGCAACGUUUGACUCCUCGCCAAAUUUUUCAAUUCUUGCUGCUCAUUGCAGGGUCUCUGUAACUAAGAAAUAUUGCCUGAGCUUGCUUUUUUCCUACUCCUUCCCAGCCCCUUUUCCUGUUGUGUCAUGUCUCUUUGAUUGCAAGCCUGAGGGCAAGGACUGACUUUUCUUUGCAAGCCACUCUGGCAUCAAGAGAGUAGGAUAAAUAUGCUUGAUAAUAAUAAUUUAUGCUCAUUUAUGGCUGGCAACUGGGGUGAUGGGAAGAUACACAAUGUGCUAACCUCUCCCACCCAUUUUAACUGGGGAUUAGGAUUGCACUGUGAAACCAAGAAUUUGUGAUAUGGCCAUAGAAGAGGGGGAUAUUGAACCCAAGUUUGCCAAACCCAGGUGGAUGAUGCUGUUUGUGAUACAUAUUUUUUUACUGCAAAGGGUUUUUUGUUUCCUUUUUUUCCUGACUAACAACCGGAAUGUUUCCAUGACUUAAAAUUGUAGCUUCAGGGAGCAAUUCUAGCACCCGUCUGGGAGCAGCAGGACUGGACUCAGCUGCAAAGCCAUUGCCACUUCUGCAGUUCUGCUACUUACGUUCGCAAGGGCAGAAGCAGCUUCAUUACAUGUUUUCCUCUGUUGUCUUUAGGCAGGCAUUUCAGUUGGGCACAGGUAAGGUCUAUUGCCUGUAGCUGGACCAGCUUAAAAUCUAGUGGAUCAUUGGCCAGCACAACCAGUCCUCUUUCCCACUCUAGAAGAGUUUGUUUCAGGGGUUUCUGCUUCUUGGUGCUAGCAGUGAUUUCUGUCCAGCCAUGGUUUUGAUAAGGACCUCUGCAGUUGUGGAAGUCCCCCCACCAAUGGAGUCAGGCAGCGCUAAGUGGAGAGGCACCUCUGCUACAUCCAAACAUCCUCCGCAGUGUAUUGGGGCCUUGUAUCACCAUGUUAGUUGCAUACAUGGGCCCAUUUCUUGUUUAAAAUGUCAGCUUUUUUCUGUGUUCUUUGUCAUUUUGUGACAGUGUGAGUUCUUUAGUUCUUGCUGUUUCAGACAUUGUACUUCUCCAACUAUUAAUUGUUACUUUGUCCUGACUUGUAUAUGCUAGCCUUUUCUAGUUAGAGGUUCCCACGCUUGGUCGGUAUAACUGAGUUGAGCAUUGUUUCAGAUUUCUUAGCCCACACAAUUUUUAUUGUGAAAAUGCUUGUUGGUUCAUUAAUGUGUUUCAGUUGACACUUGUUGCAUUCUUUUGCUUUAUAGCCCAAGGCUUUCUGGGGCUGGGAAAAUGUAUUGGUUCUGAUAUUGCAUGAAUAAAUGCAGUCUUGGAAAAAGGUUGUGUGGUGCUGAGGUUGCUAAGUUAAAACGUGCGUAAGGGGGGAAACCCUAUUGAAACUUAUCUUUAAAACCAGAGUUGUUGCUCAUUCUAAGCCAAUGACUAAAAUAAAAUGUCAUAGUGAUACUCUUGUGACACGCACUUACAUGGUUGAUUUGCUGCAUUGUAUUUCUCUUAAAUAGUUUUCAAUAAUUUCUUGAGAUUUUUCUGGUCAUCUUUUGUGGCAAGAAGUCCCAUCUUCCGAUUUGCACAGUUGUUUUAUACUGAAAAAGCAUAUUUGGGGGGUAGAUGUUUGAAUUUUUAUCAGAACAAAGUAACCUAUUUUGCAAAUGCACUGUAGUUGAAAAAAUAAAGGAUUUAAAAAUGACCUGGGUUUGAUCCAUUCAUCUAAUAAUUCAUAACUAAAUAAUGAAGGUUAAGAAAAAGCAAUGUGUAUAUUAGAGAGCAAUUAUUAUACAGUGCCAGGCUUCUUUUAUAACAUUUCUCUUUUACAUUUUCAGGAAAGAAAGAGCUGAAGUCAGACGUUGGCAUAAUACUGUGUGAUGUCAGUGAUCCAUCCUCUCUUGCUAAUAUGGCUAAACAAGCUGCUAUUGUUCUGAACUGUGUAGGCCCAGUAAGUAUUUUCCUCUUUUGGAAAAUGAAUAAGUAAAAAAUUCCCAUGAUACUAAAAGCUUUAAAAAUGAAGAUUCAAUAUAUUGCAAUAUUUUUAUUACCUUAGCAAACAUUGAAAAAGAAAUCUUUUCUAAGUAUGUAAACCAAAAUAUUUUCUGGAUGAAUAAAAGUUAAAGGGGCAACUCUGCUGUCUGCCAUUGUGAAACAAAGGCAUAUAUUAAUCCUAUAUUUUUACUUAUUAAUUUAUAAUGUUUGUAUCACUCUUCUAUAGUGGUGAUCAGAUAUUAAAAAUAAUUAUGAGGCAGUUGUUAUCAGAAAGGGUUGUAAUUUGACAGUGUUGUUUGGCAUUUGAAGUACAGUAAUCUCUCUGUUUACACAAGGGGUCAGUUCCAAGGGUUAUAUGUGCAGGCAAAAAUUGUGUAUAGUCAAACUCAUGGAGCUGCCCCACAGCUAGCAGGUGAGAGGGAGAGAGAGUGCACCCCCAGUACUCCCAGAGCCUGCACACUGAGCAGGUCUUGCCCAGCAAGCAAGGCCAAGUGCUUAAAAGCUCUUUUCAUGCCAGAGUGCUUGGGUUAUUCAGUGUGAAAAGAGCUUUCAAACUCUCUGCCAUGCUUGCUGGACAAGACCCGUUCUAUGUGCUGGCCCUGGAAGGGUAGUUCAUGCAAGAUUUUGCAUCCUAGAGGCAGCCUGCACGCCCAGCAGGCCUUGCCCAGCAAGCCAGGCAGAGAGCUUAAAAUUUCUUUCUGUGCUAGGUAACCCAAGUAAGCCUGAUGUGAGAAAAGCUUUUAAGCUUUCUACUUUGCUUGGAACUUGACUUGCGUGAUUUCACUCAGCCCACCUUCAGCUACAAUGGUUGAAAUUGUGCAAGUCAGAUGUGCAUAAAAUGAGGGAUUAUUCUAGUUUGACCUUGUGAAAUAGGCUUAUGCCCAGCCCUCACUAGCAGAUAUUAAGACAGUGAAGUAACUUCAUUAAAUAGGUUCGAAUGUGGGCAGAGUGAUUCCUAGUUUCACCAUUGCACCACUACAUAUUUGCAGGCUUAGAAAUCAGCAAGAAGGGCCUGACAGUCCUUCGAGGCCAUUGUAAAAUGUACAAGACUGUAUUAAUAAUAGCAGCUGAACCAGUUCAGUUUGUUUCUUGACUCUUAACCCAGUGUGUAUAGUGAACAUCUAAAUAAAUCUUGCCAUAAUUAAUUUCCCUCUGUUUAUACUAAUUAUACUUGCAGUUAUUAAGUAAAGCAAAUAGCUGAUAAAUUGCUGUAUGUGGAAAAUAUGCUGCUGCUUUCCCCCAAAACAGUGCCUAUUGCAGCUGUGUGUGGUGAGGCUGUGGGAAGGCAGAUGAAGAGGAAGGCAUUGUUGCUUCAUUCUCAGUUGCAAAGUUCUGCCAGCUCAUUAAAUCUCGAGCAAAGGUUAAUAACUGAAACGUGCAUGCUGUAGUUGUGGUAGAGGAGGUAGGAAAGGAUUGCGUGCAGAGGGAGAUGUUUCUUAAAUUCUGAAUGCUAAUUAAAUAGUUUUAAUCAUUGUGUUUAUUGAUUAAAAUUUCAUUAGAAAUUAAAAUUGCUUUACAUAACCUUGUUCAAAUAUGUAAACUGUCAGGGAACUGCCAUCAGUGUCCGAGGGAGGGAGCAAGCUCCAAAGGGAUCCCAGAGAGCGUCCCGGGAGUGGGAGAGGCAGCCCAUCUUCUGGGGAAGAGAAUCAACGUAGCUCCAGUGGAGAAGGGGGGCAGAUGGGGGAAUCGGCGAGGCGGUCCCAUGACUCCUUGCUGGGAACCAGUGGGGAGAGGAAGGGUCCUCCGUUGCCUAUGCCCUCCUUGCGCAGAAGGCUUCCGCGCAGGGAGAGUAGGAGGAGACUUGGUGUCAAAGAGCUUCUUUGCUGGAAGAAGUUUAAGAAACGGCCGCUGACGGAUUCUGCCAGCGACUGAGACAGUCACGGGCGAGUGGCUGCCCGGACAGGAAAGGUUCACUCAGGCAACCCAGCCAGAGGUUGGGACAAGCUUACGCACGAGCAACCCCUAGAACCAUUACAUAAACAUGGUGAGAUAACUUACUGUCUUUAUUAAAGUAGCAUAGUAUAAUUUAUUAAAGUAGUAAUUGCUUUAUUUCUUCUUACAGUACAGGUUUUUUGGUGAGCCUGUGGUGAAAGCUUGUGUUGAGAAUGGUACAAGCUGUAUCGACAUCAGUGGAGAGCCUCAGGUAUGAGAAACUGAGAAAACAAGCCAGCUUCGCAAUUGUAUUAAGACAUUAUUCAUAUUUGCACAUCUUACCAUCAUGCAGGAAUUUUAUUUUUUGUGUCCAACUUUGUGAUACUGCCAUUGAAUAGCAGCUCCUGCACCAUCCUAAGCAUCAGCAGUCAGGGAUCCUGAGUUUGGUUGUGGUGGGUCCCCCUCCCUGUCAUCCAUCUCAGUAAAUGUUUUGAUAAUAAUAUAAUAACCUUCUGUAAUGUUGCAAAAUGGAGCAUCAGCCACUGAAUAUAGUGCAAGUGACACAGCUAUGAAAGUUAUCAUCUUUGCUUGAACAUUGAGACAGAAUAUUAUCUAUUUUUCAGUACAAUGUUGUUUCAUUUCUUUCAGUUCCUGGAAGGAAUGUAUCUGAAUUACAAUGACAAAGCUGCAGAAAAAGGAGUAUAUAUUAUUGGAAGCUGUGGCUUUGACUCUAUCCCAGCAGAUAUGGGAGUAUUGUACACCAGAAACUCUUUGAAAGGUGACUCUUAAACUUAAUCACAAUUUUGAUAUGUGGUGCAGAAAUUAUUUUCCUUGUGGAGUGUUAAAAUGACAUUUGAGUAGUUAGGAACAAUAAUAUGCUCUGCAUUCUUCUUCUUCUGUAAUUCUUCACAAGGACUGAUGUUGCUACAAAAUGUUUGUUAUAGUUACCAGAAUUCUGUUGUAUUAAGCUAUGCAGUAAUAAAUAUCUUCAGUUACCAUCAUCUUAAAACAAUGUACAUCAGUCAGUCUUUCUGCUGCAUUAGCAAAAAACAAAAACUUGGAGCUUAUGCUCCUUAAUGGAAUGGAGUACAGAGCUAGAAAGGGAUGUAGAAAUAACACAGACCGCUCCAUUUCUGUAGUGAGUUGUUUGCACACAUCCCAAGUAGAAACAGGGCUUGUUACGGCCUAUGGAGAUUUUUCCAACGUCUAAAGUGUAGUUGAUUAGAAGUUGCAUAAUUCUGGAAAUACUAUCAUUAAAAUAGGUUGUGUGUGACUUAAAACAAGGUGGCAAGUUCAGUACUGAUAGAAUCUCAAAUGAAAUGAUGAUCAAGCUGUUGCUUCUCAGUACAGGAUCUCCAAUGUGUCCUGGUAUCUUCAUUUAUCUGAUGCCAUGACAGCCUGAGUAUAAACUGCUGUUUAAUUCUUUGUUACAACCACACUUAAUGAUUAAUUUUCUCCCCGCCCCCCCCCCCCAGGUACAUUAACUGCAGUUGAAAGUUUCCUGACUGUAAAAUCUGGACCACAGGUUGGUUGAUUUCUUUAUUAGCUAAGUUUGUUGUAGGUACUUACCAUAUAGACAAUAUAAAAAUAAAUUAUUACAUUGGCUGUUGUAUUGGUAGUGGUAGCCUACAAAACUGUCAGACAGAAGAACAUCACUCUUUAAUGCUUGUUCUGUUAUAGCGCUUCUAGUACUCAAGUAAUGCAAUACCAGUUUGAUAGCCUUACCUAAGCAUAUGCUUUCUGUUAGGUGGUAAGAAAUUGCUUUAUUGCUGAUGUUGGGUAGAUAGCUGAUGUUGGGUAGAUUUUUAUAACACUGUUGGAGGAGGAGUAGAUGCAAUAUUAAACUCAGCCCAGUCUAGUAAGACACAUCCUUGAGCAGAAACAGGUUACUUUCUGUCUAUGCAAACGGUUUUUGUGGGGUGAAAAUCCUGCAGACAUACAUGCUGUGUUCUCAUGAGUGCUUCACACAGCUAGCCAGAUUAGUCUAGACAUCACUAGAAUGCACUCACACUCCUGCUUCCUACAGCAGACGAUAAAUGCCAUAGGAGCAGACACACUAAUCUUUGUGAGGGGACAGGAGAGGUGAAGUGAGAAAAUGGUCAUGCUUAGGAUCAAGUAUAUAGCUUUCAGCUAUACUUUGAUUUAGUCACUGAAUCAGGUGUAUAAGGAAGGUAUGUUUUCAUUAUUGUGGCUAAUGGUAUAGAUGUGUUGUGAGUAUAGUAUAUUGAAUUAACAUAACAUUUUAACAGGGUUCCUGCAUUCAUGAUGGGACCUGGAAAUCAGCUAUACAUGGCUUUGCAGAUCAAGGCAGUCUGAAAAAAAUUCGAAGGCAAAUAGGACACAAACCCCUUCCAGUGACUGGAAGAAAGCUUAAGAGAAGGUAUACUACUUUUGUGGAUUAGAAUUUAUUGUUUACGUAGCUCAGAAGAUGUUUCCAGAAGGAAUGUAAGGUAAGGAAAAUUGUAGGUGCCUUACAUUUUCAUGAAAGGAAGCAUUCUGGUAGAAUUUCUUUAUACAGAUUUAUGUGCUUGAAAGGACAGGUUUUAGAUAGUGCCUUGUCUGAAACACACUUUGCCAAGCUUUGUUUUAAUUGUCCUGGCUUCUGUUUUUGCAGAGGUGCACUGUUUUACAGUAACGAACUUAAACAAUAUUCCAUUCCGUUCAUGGGAUCAGAUGUCUCUGUAGUAAAACGAACUCAGCACUAUUUGCACACAGACCUGAAAGAAACACCUGUAAGUUUACUUAAACAUCUAUUUUAAAGAAUGUCCUAUCAUCAGUGAAAUCUUUGAAUCUGAUAAUGUGAAACUUGCAAUAAUAUGCAUAGGUGCCUGAGGGAAAAUCAUAUUGAAUUCAUGUGCCUAACACUGCAAAGAUUGCAGGCCCGUACUACUUUAUGAGCUUCUGGAAAAUCUUAUUACUGCUGAAUGUCUGUCACCACUGCCACUUAUGUGGGAAUAUUCAUGUAGCUCUCUGAAAUGGGAAAAAGUGUCAAACAGCAAGGCUGUCAUCACUCCUUCUGCAGUGGUGCCACAUGAUAACGUAUUUGUGUUACUGUAAUUGUAGUACUAAAAGAAAAUUGUAUUUCUUUUAAUGCCUCCAGCUGCUCUUAUAGUGCCCACAGUUAAAGCUAGCAAUCAUAUCUAGCCUAUUUCUGGAUUUAUUCUUUGUCACCUAAGCAAGGCUUGGUUGUUUGUGAAUUGCUGUUCUUUAAGAUCUGUAUUCUGGAAUAGUUUAUACAUAAACUGACAGGUUUUCAUUGAUAUAAAAUUUCUCUUCUUUUCAGGUGCAGUAUGCUGCUUACGCGACUGUGGGUGGUCUUGGAACUGUUAUUAAGCUAAUGUUUGCUGGCCUUUUAUUUUUAAUGCUUGUGAAAUUCAACUUUGGAAGAAAGCUCCUGCUAAAAGUAGGUUUUGUUUUAAAUACUUUGGAAGUUUGAUUUUUUCUUCUAUUACUCUGGAAUUUAUUAUGGGUUGUCUUAUUUCAGUAUCCCGAAUUUUUUUCUGGGGGACAUUUCACAAAGGAAGGACCAACAGAAAAACAGGUAACUACUUUUGUUCUUAGGUGAUUGUAUUUCUGAUGCGACCGUUUUCUACAUAAUUACAGUGUCACAGGAAAACUUCUAUAUGUGUAAGUAAGAAGCGGCUGUUGUUUAUGUAUCUUUUGAUUAUGCCUGAUAUCUUUGUGUGUAUGAGUAGUUUUCUCCUGUUUUUAGUAUUGUUUAUAUUGCAUGAGGUACAGUAGUAUAUUGUGACCUGUGGACUAGCUUACUAAUUACAGCAAUGGAAAAUUCCUUAAUUCUAUGUGAGAUUGUAGUUUAAAUACUGGGAAAAUUGUGGAGGAGGAGGCAUCUUGGGGUCUUUCAAGCGGAAUGGGUAAAGGAAAGGGUGAUGGGUAGUCUGAUGUGGAGUAUAAUAAGCCCACAAUUUACGCUGAGGUUGCAUUCCAAGGAUCGCGCAUGAAGCCAAAAUAGUGUACAGUCAAAACCCAUAGAGUUCAAUGGUGGGUGGGAUUGUCAAAGUCAUUUUUUCCAACACUGCACCCUUUUCAUUUUUUAAUAAUUAUUUUGCCAAGCGCAUAAAGCUGAAUAUGCACAAGUUUAAUGUGCUUAAGUUGAGGGCUUACUGUUCUAAUAUUGGGACACUGUGAAUAUUGAAGUAAACGUUCAGCAGACAUGUUUAACCCAUGUAUAGCAAUAAAUUCUCAGGUGAGCACUAGGAGAACAAGCGAACACUAGUUCUCCUGUUGCUUGAAGGCAGGAAAAUGGUAUCACUCCAACAGAAUCUUUGACCCACCCUUUUCUUGGGGUGACAUUUUGUUUUCCUUCCUUGUUUGAAGUGGGACCUAUCUUGCUUGUGCUAUUCUGGCCUUCCCUUUUUGUUCAACAGCUUGUGAAAUUUUGUGGAGUGUAUGUUGGAUGAGUGUGUGUGCUGUGUAUCUUUCCUUGUGUUGGAUCCAGUGCUUACAGUCUUCAAUGAAAGUUGACUGGAAAAAAAUCUCAGCUUAAAUCUGAAACCCAUAUCUACUCUAUUCUGACUAUGAACCUUUUCUACCUACUUUUGCAGUUUCUUAUUCAGAAACUAGCUUAAAAGCAGUAUUUGAGACCAAACAUGUGGCAGGACCACUGAGAUAAUUUUAACUUUAUGAAGGUUAAAUGACAAUAUACGAGUGCUGGAUUGGAUUAUAGCAAAGACAGUCUGGAACCUCAAAUUUAUUUUAUGGGUGGUAAAUACCACACUUUUUGCAGUGCAAGUCACACUGUAUUCAGCCAAAUCCAUUCAGCCAAAUCCACAUUAGUACUGUGAAGUACUAAUAAUUGGCUUAUUUUGCAUAACAUUUUACAAUGGGUUUUUUUGUACACAAACUAACUACUCCCUCAACUUUGGUUGUAGUUCACUGUAGUUAAACUGGGCUGAAAUUCAGUGGUAUAAGCAGUAAUGUGUGUUUGAUAGAAACUGUGGCAUUGCCUAGAGAUUUGAUGCUGUUUCUUUCUUGUCUUUUGAAUUACAGAUGGAAGAGUCAUCCUUUGAAAUGACUUUUUUUGGUGAGGGAUACAGAACACAAGAAGAUUUACAGCUGGGCAAACCAAAUGUUAAAAUCUGCACCCAAGUAAAGGGACCAGGUAUAGCAAAUUUUGUUUAACAAUAUACCUUUGCUCAGAUGCCCUUCCUGUUUAGGGGCUUGUUGAGGAAGGUUUGGCUGCUUUUUAUGAAAUGCUUUCAAUUUAGCUGAGCUGUUUGAUUCUGAUUAUACUGUGAUUUGUGACUGAAACAGGCAGAUGAUUGCUUUAUGUACUGCUCAUAAGGUUAUUGGGAGAUUUAGAUUGUGUGUGUUACUGUUGCAUGCUUAUUUAGUUUAUAUACUUGCUGAAAAUAAAGCAAAUGGUACAUAGAUGUACAGCCCUGGGGGGAAUGCUAGCUAGAUGGUUCUGGCCCAGUGUUUAGGGAGAUGUUUAAUCUUGAAUCAAAUUCUAGAAAUGAUAGAAACAGAAGUAAUUUUAUUUGUAUGCUGCCUUUCCACAGUUCAAACCACACUCAAGGCAGCUUACAACGUGAAAAAGUAUAUAACUGCAACAUAACAAAAGUAGUCAUAAACAAUAAAUAAAAUGUCAAAAAAUACACAGCCUUGCUGAACAAUUUCCACAUUAUCUCAUAAGCUCUAAAAUUAAGAUAGAGAAAACCAACAGCAACACCCCCCAAAAAAACCCACUCCAAACAACACCCCAGCCCAAGAGUCAAAAUGAUGAGUGUAAUUGAAGUGUUUUCCCCUCCCGCAUAUUUUUGUAGAGGCUGGCUACAUUGCUACACCCAUUGCAAUGGUUCAGGCAGCUGUGGCACUUCUGAAGGACAAGUCUUCUCUUCCUAAAAAGUAAGUCUUAAUUUUCUUGAUGUGAAAUAGCUUACACUUUCAGGGUUCCUAGCAGCCUUUAAAUUAUUUGGCUGUAAUAGUACUGUAUCUGAUUUCUUUCUUUAAAAAAAAUCUUUGUAUUCUUACCAUUUCAUUUGUUUGCCAUUCCCGACUCUUUGGGAAGGAAGGAUGGGAUACAAUUGAGUAAAUAAUAUAUUAGCAUGAAAGUAAGCAUCAAAGUGAUUGAAAGCACUGCACAGUUCUAUGGUGUAGUAACUUCCCUUUCUCUCACUUUGUCAGCCAGCAUUUGCAUUAAAAGCAUUAAACUUUCUGUCAAGUUAUUGCAAACAUGUCAAAAAGUGCUUGAGUGAUAAUGCCAUUAUAUCUGCAAAUGACCUUAAUCCAUGUUGUAAGGUACAAGCUUUAGGUCAUUUAAUGGUUUGUCAAUCACAAUAUUUAUUAAGAAAUAGUAAAAUUUCAUGUCAAGUUCAGUAUUAAAAACUAUAACAAAGUAUUUCAAUCAGUUACAUUAUUAAGCUUUUCUAUGCAUAGUUCAUGAAUUAACUUAAACAUUUGUUGAAGGUUCACAGGGGGGAGUGGAACUUAACUAUCCCAUUUUCAGUAAGUAUUUGUUCAUAAUAAGUGUUAAGCUUGCUUGCAGCUACAUGUCACUAACCCCAAAUGUGUGGCUGUUUUACAGGGGUGGUGUCUAUUCUCCUGGGGCUGCAUUCUCCAAUACAAAACUUAUUGACAGGCUCAAGCAGCAUGGAAUUGAGUUUUCUGUCAUUAGCCAGCCUGAAGUCUGAAACAAGAAAAAACAUCCUGAAGGCUGCAUGACCAACAAAUCUUUGUAUGGUACUUGUAUACCAAAAAGAUCAGCUACAAAUGGUUGCUAAAUUUAAUAAAAUACUGACAUAAUCUUAUGUAAUGUGAAAACAUGUUUCAUAUUGUUGCUCAAAAUGGAAAUAAGACUGAACUUUUACUACUGGAAAUGUGCACAGUAGCACAGCAAUAGUUAAAUGAAAAGAAAACUAUAUUAAUAUUAAUAGUGCUAAAUAAUAGUGCUUUUUAGAAUCAAGGGCUUGACUGAACUAGCUGUGGUAACUAAAAAAAUCAGUAACAAAUUACAACUGCAGUAUUUUUAUUCAGAAUUGUGAAAGUUGACUUUACUAUAAAAUCUGUGCCUUAACCAAUUAACUCUCUAUGAAGAUCAGUAAUGAGAAAGCAAACUGAAAAACAAAAGGGUGUCUUCAGUAAGUUUGAGUAAGUUGUGUGGGCAUUCCUUCAGACAGGUUUCCCUAGCCUUCUAUACCUUGUCACAAUUAAUACUGUAAUCUACACUCUUAUAGACUGGGAUCAAGUCCCCUUGACAACUGCAAUUUCUGUGAUUAAAGAUAGUUCUCUUGUCACUAAUGGAACCAAUUCAUUAUGCUUAAGUUAGGUUUCAUGGUACUUAGCUGGACUCUGCCUGCAAUGUUUUUUCAAUAUGAACUUGGUGGAGGGGAGCGUAGUAAUAUUCUUGCUUGAAUCGGUAGCUUCAUUGCAUACCUGAUCAGUUAACAUUCCUUUCCUGUGUACUGAGACAUCCUCAAGGCAGGGGAAAUAUGUCAUUGUGAAAGGAAGAAAGAUUUCUAGCACUUAUUAAUUCCCUUUGUUCUCAUUUUUCAGUGUAAUAAAAGAGGGUUCCAAAUUUGCUUGGUUUCUG